Messenger RNA from Microtus oregoni (creeping vole), 2485 nucleotides. RefSeq names its product sodium channel modifier 1-like. Lineage: Eukaryota; Metazoa; Chordata; Mammalia; Rodentia; Cricetidae. The transcript has 7 exons. Gene Ontology annotation, cellular component: nucleus. Gene Ontology annotation, biological process: RNA splicing. The coding region runs from base 185 to 859 and encodes 224 amino acids. The record is from RefSeq and is a predicted model, not a curated record.
CCCUUAGGGCGCUGGAGGCGGGUCUUCCGGCUCGCGCGGUGCAUGCGUGGAAAUGCAUCCUCGGAAGUACAGGCUCAACCUGAAAAAGACAGGAAGCAGAGAAAGCGAUACCCUACUCUUCCUACGGUGGCCUGAAGGAGAAGCGAAGUAGGAGAAUUUAUUAUUUCUGGGACUCACAGUUGCGAUGUCUUUCAAGAGGGAAGGGGACGACUGGAGUCAGCUCAAUGUGCUAAAAAAACGACGGGUUGGAGACUUGCUGGCCAGCUACAUCCCAGAGGAUGAGGCGCUGAUGCUGCGGGAUGGACGCUUUGCGUGUGCCAUUUGCCCCCAUCGCCCAGUACUGGACACCCUGGCCAUGCUGACUGCCCACCGUGCAGGCAAGAAGCAUCUGUCCAGUCUGAAGCUCUUCUAUGGCAAAAAGCAGGCAGGCAAGGAAACAGAGCAAAAUCCAAGGCAGCAGAAAGACCUGAAGACAGAAACCAAAGCUGAGGCGCCUUUGCUAACCCAGACCCGAUUGAUCACGCAGAGUGCUCUGCACAGAGCUCCCCACUAUAACAGCUGCUGCCGGAGGAAACACAGACCGGAAGCCCCUGCUCCCUCUGUCUCCAGUUCUCCUUUGCCAGCCCCAGAGGUUGGACUCCAGAGUGCAAAGAUCAGUAGGGAACCCGAACCUAAGGCAGGAUCGCAUGCCAAAGAGUCAUCUGCUCCCAUGAGCCCCACGAAACGACGAAUCCUGAACCAUUACCUUACCCUUCGAAGCUCGGGAUGGGUCCCAGAUGGACAAGGCCGAUGGAUAAAAGAUGAGAAUGUUGAAUUUGACUCGGAUGAGGAAGAGCCCCCUGAUCUCCCCGUGGACUAACAACCCCUCGCCCCAUUUCUUCCACAGAUAAACUGUAGUUGUUCCUUGUUCGACCUUAGGAUUUCAAAUCUGUUCCUCUCAGCCUGGCCACUCCUUUCCUGCAGCGUCCAUGGCUCCAUACUCUGACCCCUCCCCCACUCUCUACCAAAGCCUUGCCAAGCGUCAGCUGCAUUCAGCCCGGUGCCCUAUUAAUAAGUCUGUCAGGAGGAGGUCCCUGCCCUUCGUGUAGUCUGACUCCCUCCCCACCUCCACCCUCAGUCCCUUUCCUUCAGCUCACAUGUGGAUGGCCAAUGGGCACAGGAGCUCUGGCCACCUCUGUCUGCAGAGAGCACUGCAGCCAAGUGCCCUGGGAAGAGACUGAAGCCUUUGGCAGAUUUAUGGGGAACACAAGGAACAGAGCUUCCCCUCCUCCUAGUAACCUGAACCUCCCUGCCUGCUGAUCCCCAGAGUAUAAAUAAUCCCUUGAUGAACUGGCAGUAACCCUUGAGGGGUAGCGCCAAGAUUCCCACCCCAACCCAAGGAAGGAGACAGGCGGCGUGAACAAAAGGGAUUUUAUUUACAGGAAAGGGAAGAGAGAUGAGGACUUAUGUGUCCAGGGCUCUCAUCUCUUGUUAGCAAAAGGAAGCGUGACACUAUCUCUUCUUUUGCUGGCGACCUAUAAAGGGAGAAUGGUGACACAGCUUCAUCUCUUGUUUUGGCAAGGGUGUGUUUCUCUUCCCCUUUCCUUAGACUAUAAACUGCUGCCCCAUGCCACCUCAGGGGCCUGUCCCAUGUUAACAACAAAUCAAGAACACACUGGGAAAUAAGAGGACGUGUUUCUGGGUGGUACUGUCAUGCCGAGCUCCCACCCGCUUCUCUACAGAUGUGUGCUGGGGGAAGAUGGACUUUGUAUCUGUUUCUCACUCAUUCCUCUCCGCGUGUGUGCCAGCUACCCAAGCCUCCAUCACUAAGUCUGUUUUCAGUGCCCAUCUCGGCACUUGCCCUCGUCUCUACACGGGCUCCACAGCUACUUACGCAGCUCGUUGUUCCGGGUCAUGGCCUGGGCCGCCCGAGCUCGUGGUCCCUGUUGUGUAAAGUGGUACCCGAAGCGCACAAUAGAGGGACACUGCUCUAACACAGUGGCCAUUUCCAUCUCCACUGCAUCACCAGGCCAUUGGCGCUGAGGAGAGAGGCAGAAGCUGUCAGAAACCUAUGGUUCUUCAGCCCAGCCACGGGUCUCCGGGAAGUUGAGAGGCUUGUUUCUCUAGAGUAGGUGAAGGGAGUGCUGGUCCCCUUGCUGCCCAAUAAGCUGCCCAGGGAGGAACUCAGUGGGUGUUAGCUGGAUGAGUGACCCUGGGGUCGGAAUGCUGACCUGGUUAUCUACACGGAGCUCGGUAAGAGUGGCGUUCUCCCGAACUGCCUUCAGCACAGCCAUGAGCCCUGUGCUGCUGAUGAAGUUGGAUUCAAUGUUCAGGCUCUGGAGACUACGGUUCUCACGCAACAUGUCAGCUACCGCCUGGGUGGUAGGGACUUGUGUUAAGGUUGGGGACAGGUUCGUAGGUGACUGAGGAGAGGCAGAAGGGGAGCAGGAGGGACACAGCCCUUUGCAGUUCCCUGAGGAGCCAGGGUUGGGGAGUCGGUGAAAGC